AUGUAUAGAUUCAAGAACUCAUGGACACCCGAAAGAGCUACUCAACCUCAUACAUACAAACAAACAAAGAACAAUAAGAUAGAGAAAAAGGGAGGAGAGUUUGUUAUGAGAGAGUUCAAGUCAUUUAGCAGCACUGAACAGACGAGUUUACCACAACCACAUAGAGGACCAAGUUCAAGUGAAAUUUAUGCAGAACCAGAGAAUUUCCUUGAAGCUGAGGUAGUUAACCCUAAAACACAUACACCUCAUGGCAGUGAUACUCGAGGUAUGUUUACAGAUUAUGAAAUAAUCUGUAGAACUAAUUUACCUUCCUUUGGUAGACGGUUCUCGCGAGUACGUAGAAGGUAUUCAGAUUUUGAAUUCUUUCGUAAAUGUUUGACAAAGGAAUUGGCCAUGUGUGGUGGUCAUCCUAGAGUUGUAGUGCCGCAUUUGCCUGGAAAGAUUUUAUUGGGGAAUAGGUUUAAUGAUGAAGUUAUUGAGGAACGUAGACAAGGUUUGUGCAAAUGGUUGCAAACUGUUGCAGGACAUCCAUUGUUACAAUCAGGUUCUAAAGUUUUGGUGAGAUUUGUAGAAGAUGAGAAAUUUGUGGGCUAA
Zygosaccharomyces rouxii is the source of this 594-nucleotide messenger RNA. RefSeq names its product Snx3p (gene SNX3). The record is from RefSeq and is a predicted model, not a curated record. Gene Ontology annotation, biological process: late endosome to Golgi transport; endocytic recycling. The coding region runs from base 1 to 594 and encodes 197 amino acids. NCBI's taxonomy places the organism in Eukaryota, Fungi, Ascomycota, Saccharomycetes, Saccharomycetales, Saccharomycetaceae. The transcript has a single exon. Gene Ontology annotation, molecular function: phosphatidylinositol-3-phosphate binding. Gene Ontology annotation, cellular component: retromer complex; early endosome membrane.